Panonychus citri (citrus red mite) is the source of this 1599-nucleotide messenger RNA. RefSeq lists its product as uncharacterized. The record is from RefSeq and is a predicted model, not a curated record. Lineage: Eukaryota; Metazoa; Arthropoda; Arachnida; Trombidiformes; Tetranychidae. The transcript has a single exon. Bases 25 to 1374 code for a protein of 449 amino acids. Gene Ontology annotation, molecular function: iron ion binding; oxidoreductase activity, acting on single donors with incorporation of molecular oxygen, incorporation of two atoms of oxygen.
UUGAAAUGAGGAGAGUUAAGAGAAAUGAGACAUUUUAAUUGUUGUAUUAGUUUAAUUUGUAUUCUGUUUAUCGUUAGUUGGAUUAUUAAUUGUGAUUCUGUUGAAAAUUGUAACUGCGAUGAAAACAAUGCUAAUCAAACCGAAUUUAACCUUAAUUGUUUAAUUUUGUGUGAUAAUAUAGUUGAUGGUACAAAUAAUGGUCGAUAUGGUUAUGAGUUGACUUCGAUUUCCGAGGAAGGUCCAUUUUUUUUAUUCGACACUGAAGAAAAGGUCAAUUUGAGAAGGUCAGAUAUUCGUGAUGGUCAAUCGGGUGUUAAAUUACAUCUAAUUGUCCGGUUAAUUAACUCUUUAACCUGUGAACCGAUGAAAGGUGUUUAUGUUUUCAUUUGGCAAGCAAAUGCAAAAGGAGUUUAUUCAGGAGUGGACAAUGGUCAACAAGAUGGAAGGCAAUUCUAUGAUCCAAAUGAUUUUUUUCAAAAUAAUUUCCGUGACUUUCGGGAUUUUCCAGAUCGAGAUGGUGAACACGGUGGACCUCGAGGUGGACACUUCGAUGAUGACGAUGAACACUAUCGACCAAGAGAUGAUGAUAGAUGGAAAUGGCGGCGAGAUGAUGGCCCACCGAGAGGAAGAGAAGAUCGAUUUACCGGUCAUCCCGACGAACCCAAACCAUGGAUGAGGCCAAAUGAGUGGAAAAGCCCACGAUAUCCCAUUGAGAACGAUCCAAAUGACGAACCAUGGAUUCGAGAUGAAGAUAAAUCCACUGAUCAAAUUAAAGAUGAAAAAGAAACAAUUAAAAGACAAGAUCAUCCACUGAGUGUCCAAUUAAUCAAAUUAAAAAGCCAAUCGGACAAACAAAACAAUUUAGAGACAAUCAACUCAGCGAAAGAUUUUUAUAAAACGAUAAAGUUUCCUAAGCCCAUUGAGAACUCAGCUCAUCGUCCUGAUGAUUACUCAAAUUUCAAGAAAUUCCCUCGUCAAAGGCCAAUAAACGAAGACCGUUUUCUCCGUGGUUACCAAUCGACAAACCAUCAUGGCGAUGCUUCAUUUAUAACGGUAAUUCCGGGCUGGUAUCGAGGUCGAAGUCAACACAUUCAUAUUGAGAUUUAUCUGGACAUAGAAUCGCCAGAAAAUGUGGCCUAUGUUGGUCAAUUGUACUUUCCCACCGAUGACCGGUCACUAAUCAGUAAAUUGGAAACAACUAAACCUUAUAAUCAGAUUCCCUUUUCGUUAACAAGUCAUGAGGAUGAUGAAAUUUUCCAACAAUCAAAAGGCAAUGAGUUGAUCAUUUCAUUAGAACCCAUUGGAAAUGGUUAUCAAGGUAUUGUUACAAUUGGUGUUGACCCAACGAUAACAAUUAAGCCGUUUCUUGAUUAAUUAAUUCACAAAUUAAGUUACAUUGACAUAAAAUUAGGUUUUAUUUUUUUCACUUUUAAAUUGUUGAUUUUUUUAGCAAAAAAAAACUAUAAAUAUUUUUGUAUAAUUUUUUUUUCUCAAGUUAAUUUUUCACAAUCAAUGUUUUGUUUGGACCAUUAAUUAAUUAUUCACACUGUCUUCUGUCCUUUAAAUAGUUAAUCAUUAAACAACAUUGAUACAUUUAAA